Messenger RNA from Prunus armeniaca (apricot), 1083 nucleotides. The record is from the annotation of a GenBank genome assembly. NCBI's taxonomy places the organism in Eukaryota, Viridiplantae, Streptophyta, Magnoliopsida, Rosales, Rosaceae.
AUGGAAGAAAUGAAGCUGUGGUACUUGCAUGGCCUCAUUGAACGAAAACCAAAUCAGAACACCAGUUUGGAGACGUUCGUGGCAACAAUUAGGAGUAUGGAACAAUUUUGUCGUGAUUGCUACGACGAAAAAUUUGAUAAUCUGAGCAGUGAUAGAUUUGUAGAAAUGAUGGUGGUUGAUGGUUGCUUUAUUAUUGAACUUUUCCGCAGACCCCGUUUGAGGUACUCGGACCACGAUCCAAUUUUUAAAACGCCAUGGAUGUUGUCGACAAUUAGAGAUGACUUGUUGCUACUUGAAAACCAACUUCCUUGGAAAGUUGCUGCCUCUUUAUUUGACCUCACAAAUGAAGAAAAUGAACAUCUUCGGUACCUUGCUGCGUGGUUCUCUGUAAACGUAUUCGGCAUCUCAGUGUCAGUGACAGACAUAUCGAGUGAAAGCAUAUCGAGUGAAAGACAUUUCCUCGACAUCGCAAGAGGUUCUGCCCUUGGACUACCGUCCAGGGAGGAUCGUUUUUAUUUUUAUCACCCGAUUCCUUCAGUGACAGAGCUUCUGGAAAUCGGAGUGGAUUUUGAACGUACUCUGAACUUCACGAAACCUGAUCUGCUUGACAUUACCUUCGAAAAUGGGUUGAUGAGAAUCCCUCCACUGUGUAUUGGAGAGAAUGGAGAACGUUUCGUAAGAAACCUCAUAGCCUAUGAAUUGUGUGCCCCACAUCACGUAAAUUAUUACGCUACCUCUUAUGCAAAGUUGUUCAGUUGCCUUAUUAAGUCUACCAAAGAUGCCGAAUUUCUGAUGGCGAAAGGAAUUAUAGAAACGCAGUUGAGCAAGGAGGACAUAGCCUGUUUCUUCACUAGGGUUUGCAAGGACAUUGAAAUUGAAGGCGGCUUGCUAUACUUCCAUGGCCUCACCUUCUCUGUGAGCAUGUAUUGUGAGCGUCGCUGGCUAAGGAGUUGGCUCACAAUGAUCAAACGAGAUUAUUUAUACAAUCCAUCAUCAAUCUGGUCUGUUUCCAGUGGGGUCGUCGUUAUUCUCAUUCUUACCAUCACACAGACAAUUUAUACUGUUCUCUCCUACUACAAGUAA